CUAUGAGUCGACAAAAGUGUCUGUGGCACUGAUUUUUAAACAAAACUGAUUUUAGACUUGUUUUUAGACUGACUUUUAAACAAUGUGGGAUUUCUCCUUUUAUCCAGCCAGGAGAUAAAGAUUUCACAGAAGAGUUAAUUGAGUUGCAACCCAUAAAGACCAUUGAACCAUUGGUCAGGGGCUCAAGAAGUGUCAUCAUGGUGCCUAAUGUGGAUGACCUGGACUUUUGCCUAUCGUCUCACUCACAGAGCAUGUUGGAGGGACUGCGUUCUCUCUGUUCUCACCCCAAUCUCAUAGAUGUAACCUUAAGUGCAGGUGGACGGGACUUUCCCUGCCACCGGGGCAUCCUGGCUCUCUGUAGCCGUUACUUCCACUCUAUGUUCUCAGGUGACUUUGUAGAGAGUAUAGCUACACGGGUAGAGCUUCAUGACGUGGAUCCUGAUGUGCUUGCCACUUUACUGGACUUUGCUUACACUGGAAAACUCACUAUCAAUCAGGGAAAUGUAGAGGGCCUGAUACGCACCUCAAGUCAGCUUCAGUUUCAGACAGUGCGGGCUGUCUGUAGUCGAUACCUGCAGCACCAGAUAGAUGCUAGUAACUGCCUUGGCAUACAAGAGUUUGGAGAAAUCCAUGGGUGUCCUGAGGUGGUGGCUAAAGCCAAAGCAUUUCUUUUGGAAAACUUUGAGGCAGUGCAGCAACAUGAGGAGUUUCUGCUACUGGAAAAGGAUAAGCUAGUGACCUGUUUGAUGGAUGAAAGCCUGCAGGUGCGGAAUGACUGUGCUCGAGCGGAGGCAGCACUUGCAUGGGUCAAGCCUUACAGUGACAGCCGUAUCUGUCAUCUGCCAGAACUGUUACGACUGGCGAGACUAUCUCUUCUGCCAGAGUCCUAUCUUAUAGAACGCUUGCUGAAAGAUCCUCUAAUCCAGGAUUCCCCAGAAUGCAAAGAAUUGCUUGAGUUUGUUUCCAGGGAGAAAAUUAAUCUAAAACAAGGUGAGCCAGGACAGAAAAACGCCCAAAAUACCCAUCACAUUCUGCAGGAAGUAUUGUUUGUAAUGGGUGGCCGGUCACUAGAUGACUCUGAUGAAGAAGAUGGGGAGGAAGAGGGUGAGAAUAGGAUUCAUCCCCGGAACUGUGCUUUCUACAAUACAAAGCUUCAGCAGUGGCAUCAGCUACCUGAUUUUCCUAACUACAAUAAGUGGGGUUAUUCUAUUGUCUCUUUAAACAAUGAUGUGUAUGUUACAGGUGGUUCGAGAGGAUCCCAGACCAAUACCUGGUCGACCAAAGAGACCUGGAAGUAUAUCACACGUGAAGGCAGGUGGGUUACAGUUACACCAAUGUUGAAGCCCAGGACUAACCACACCUCUGCUGCAUUAAAUGGAGAGAUUUAUGCCAUUGGAGGCACUGUGAUGGACAUCGUAGAAGUAGAACACUAUGACCCAUACAGUGACAGCUGGACUCUGACAGCUCCUGCACUGAAAUAUGUAACCAACUUUACGGCUACUGCAUGUUUAGGGAAGCUGUAUGUCAUUGGCUCCUGUGCUGUCAAAUAUAAUGCCCUGACUCUACAGUGCUACAACCCUGUCAUAGAUGGUUGGAGUGUCAUCUGUUCUCCGUUCAUCCCAAAGUACCUCUCCUCUCCUCGUUCUGUUUCUAUGGAUGGGGUCAUAUAUCUAAUAGCAGACAACACCAAAAAGGUGUAUCUGUAUGACCCAGAUGCUAACAUUUGGCAGAAGGUCCAGUUCCUGCACAAACUCCAUGAGAAUGGAGGCUUGGUGGUUCUAGGAGGACAGCUCUAUGUUACUGGGGGGCACUGGAAAGGAAUGGAAGGAGAUUAUGGGGUGGAAGUGGAGGUUUACAACAGAGCAUCCAACUCCUGGAGGGUGGAGUGUUUCCUUCCCAGGCUGUGGUACUACAGUGGUUGCUGUUCUGUAUUCCUAGAAACGUCCCAGUGGCCUGAGCUCUUUCCUGAAGAGACAUAAUAGAAUGCAGAAACAUAAAGCUGUUCUGUAAGAUUUCCUGUAAUGAACUUAGCCUAGCUAAACUGACGAGGACUUUUCUUUCAGAUCCAUGAAAUAAAAUUUCUACUUUUUAAAAAAUAUAUUAUUAUUUAUAAGAAACAGAAGUGUGUUAAGUAAAAGAAAUACACCUUAAUGCAA
This is a messenger RNA of Clarias gariepinus (North African catfish), 2156 nucleotides long. It is a transcript of the gene klhl30, whose product is annotated as kelch-like family member 30. Gene Ontology annotation, molecular function: protein binding. NCBI's taxonomy places the organism in Eukaryota, Metazoa, Chordata, Actinopteri, Siluriformes, Clariidae. Bases 198 to 1979 code for a protein of 593 amino acids. The transcript is spliced from 8 exons. The record is from RefSeq and is a predicted model, not a curated record.